Molecule: messenger RNA, 595 nt
Organism: Rosa chinensis
Lineage: Eukaryota; Viridiplantae; Streptophyta; Magnoliopsida; Rosales; Rosaceae
Exons: 2
Coding region: 153-467 (104 amino acids)
Source: RefSeq, a predicted model, not a curated record
UUAUAUGAUUUGAUCCAAUGCAAACUAGAAGGACACGUUUGUUUUGUUUGGCAAACGUGUCAACUUGAAACAUCCUUUGCUGGGUUGUCUCUCAAUCUUUUUUCUUCAUUCGCCCUCUAUACCAGAAGACAAAGCCUCAUUCUCUCUCUCCCAUGGCGACCGCAUACACCGUUUUCAACCACCACCACUCCAUUCUCAUUGGCAAUGGGCCAGCUACUGUUCGUCAGAGAAAGGCUACAGGGGACAGCUACUAUUCUCUUGAAAGAGUUUCUGUUAAACAUAACAAGAAUUCUGAGAAUUCAAGGCAUGGAGUUGAAGAAGUUGGGAGCUACCAAUUGCGAAAAAAGAAUUCCAACAAACCUCAAGGUUUUGUUGAUGUUUCAAUCCACAUUUCUGAGGAUGUGGAAGGGAGAAGCUCAUACACAGGAAAUGAGGGAGGACUUGGGGAUCACAGCAAUACGACCUAAUCAUCAACCACUUAAUUCAGUCUUCGCUGGAACACCACCCUCGCCGUUGCGCCACUCACACUAGCAAACUCGACGCCGAUAACAACUUGUCUGGGUCAGAGUUCGAAUUGCUAGAAAGUGAGUCUGUG